Messenger RNA from Microdochium trichocladiopsis, 885 nucleotides. RefSeq lists its product as uncharacterized. The transcript has 2 exons. The record is from RefSeq and is a predicted model, not a curated record. Bases 1 to 885 code for a protein of 294 amino acids. Lineage: Eukaryota; Fungi; Ascomycota; Sordariomycetes; Xylariales; Microdochiaceae.
AUGCCACCCCGUCUCGCAGGCUCUUUUCUCACGUCGGUGGCCCAGCGGCAGGCACAGUUCACAGCCGCCUCUCUGGUGGCCAGCCCGACAUCGGCAGCCGCCUUCCUUCACAGCACCGCUCGUCGUCAGGAUGCACAGAUUGACAAGGCGCGCAACCACUAUGAGGCAUUGAAGCUCGAGCCAGGCGCCACGCCUGCGGACAUCAAAAAGUCAUUCUACAAGCUGUCCAAGGCACACCACCCCGACCAUAACCGCAAUGACCCGUCCGCAUCGAAGCGCUUUAUGCGCAUUAGCGAAGCCUACAGCACGCUUUCCAUCCCAGCGAAGCGGGCCGCCUACGAUCGGGACCACAUGAACCUCAACAAGUCCGCGGUUAGUCGAUCAGGCUCGUACUCAUCCACCGGUCCAGCUGGCGGUCGUCCGGCAUCUGGUCUUAGCAAACGUCGCGGCACCUAUCGUGGUCCGCCACCCAGCUUCUACCGCAGUGGAGGCUGGGGCGGCCACACGGAGAAGCGGAGGGAGGCUCACGAUGACAGCACUGGCGGCGCGGGCAGUGGCCGCGGGAGCUCUUCGACGACCAAGGACCACUGGUCAGCGUCAGGCACGAGUCCUGGCGGCAUGGGGCCUGGGCAAGAUCCCUUUGGCCAUGCAGACGAUGUGCCGCACUUUGACCGUGUGAGCCACGAGAAGACUGGGCGUAACCAGGAGGCCAUGCGCGCCGCCCGUCGUCGCUCGGGGCUACCUAGAGAUUUUGACGUCACUAGAGGCACGGGCGGGCUGGCGGGGUCGUUCUUCCUGAUCAGUGGAUGCAUAAUACUAGUCCUUCUUGCGCCGUUGACAUAUGGCUCGGCAACAAGUAAGAAGACGAAAGAGAGCAAGACAUGA